CCGGCCGCGCGGGUGCCACCCGUGGAGUCGUUAGGCGGCGGGAGCUCGGCGCGGCGCGGGGCGGGCCGCGGGGCCGGGCCAUGCCGAGGAAGAAGCCCUUCAGCAUAAAGCAGAAGAAGAAACAGCUGCAGGACAAGCGGGAACGGAAGCGGGGGCUGCAAGAUGGGCUGCGCUCCAGUUCCAACAGCCGCAGCGGGAGCCGGGAGCGGCGUGAGGAGCAGACUGACACCUCGGACGGGGAGUCCGUGACCCAGCACAUCCGUAGGCUCAACCACCAGCCCUCGCAGGGGCCAGGGCCCCGAGGCUACGACCAGAAUCGGUACCGGCUGCACUUUGAGAGGGACAGUCGUGAGGAGGUCGAGCGGAGGAGGAAGGUGGCCCGGGAGCAAGUGCUGCAGCCCGUCAGCGCAGAGGUGCUGGAGCUGGACAUCCGGGAGGUCUACCAGCCUGGCUCAGUCCUGGACUUUCCCCGACGUCCACCUUGGCACUAUGGAAUGUCCAAGGAGCAGCUGAUAAGCCAGGAGGAGCGGAGCUUCCAGGAGUAUCUGGGGAAGAUCCACGGGGCGUACACUUCUGAGAAACUGAGCCACUUCGAGCACAACCUGGAGACGUGGAGGCAGCUGUGGCGCGUGCUCGAGAUGUCUGACAUCGUCCUGCUGGUCACUGACAUCCGACAUCCAGUCGUGAACUUCCCUCCAGCACUGUACGAGUUCGUGACUGGGGAGCUGGGGCUGGCCCUGGUGCUGAUCCUCAACAAGGUGGACCUGGCCCCGCCGGCGCUUGUGGUCGCCUGGAAGCACUAUUUCCACCAGCAUUUCCCCCAGUUGCACGUCGUCCUGUUCACCUCUUUUCCUAGGGACUCCUGUGCCUCACAGGAUCCUGGAAGUGUGUUAAAGAGGAGUCGCCGGCGGGGCAGAGGGUGGACUCGGGCUCUGGGGCCGGAGCAGCUGCUGCGAGCCUGUGAAGCCAUCACUGCCGGGAGAGUGGACCUAAGCAGCUGGCGAGAGAAGAUUGCCAGGGACAUGGCCGGGGCCACUUGGGGCAGCGGCUCUGGGGAGGAGGAGGAGGAGGAGGACGGGCCUGCCGUCCUGGUGGAGCAGCAGACAGAUUCAGCCAUGGAGCCGACCGGCCCAACCCGGGAGCGCUACAAGGACGGGGUGGUGACCAUUGGCUGCGUAGGUUUCCCCAACGUGGGCAAGUCCUCACUCAUCAACGGACUGGUGGGCCGGAAGGUGGUGAGCGUGUCCAGGACGCCGGGCCACACCCGCUACUUUCAGACCUACUUCCUCACCCCAACUGUGAAGCUGUGUGACUGUCCUGGCCUCACCUUCCCCUCCCUGCUGCCCAGGCAGCUGCAGGUCCUGGCGGGGAUCUACCCCAUCUCGCAGGUGCAGGAGCCCUACACCUCCGUGGGCUACCUGGCUUCCCGAGUCCCCGUGCAGACCCUGCUGCACCUGCGCCACCCGGAGGCUGAAGACCCAUCCUCCGAGCACCCCUGGUGUGCCUGGGACAUCUGUGAAGCCUGGGCCGAGAAGCGCGGCUACAAGACGGCCAGGACGGCCCGCAAUGAUGUGUACCGAGCGGCCAACAGCCUGCUGUGGCUGGCGGUGGACGGCCGCCUCACCCUGUGUUUCCACCCCCCGGGCUACAGCCAGCAAAGAGGCAUGUGGGAGUCGCACCCAGACACUGCGGAGCUGGUGCUGCUGCAAGGCAGGGUGGGACCAGCAGGCGACGAGGAAGAGGAGGAGGAGGAGGAAGAGCUGAGCAGCUCCUGCGAGGAGGAGGGCGAGGAGGACCGGGAUGCGGACGAGGAGGGGGAAGGGGACGAGGACACCCCAACCUCGGCGCCUGGGCGCGGCCUGGCCGCCCACAAUCCGUAUGCCCUGCUGGGCGAGGAUGAGUGCUGAGCGCAGCCUGGCCGCCCGCUGUGAAUAAAGGUGGUCUGUGCUGCCUGGCCUAGGCCUGAGGGGCACUUCAGGCGCGGCACAGCUUCUCGCCCCUGUUGCUGUCCCCGCUCUCAAAGGGACGUUCUCUCCGGGUCAGUGGGCACUUAGUCCUCUGCCUGCUCACCUGCCCUGCUCCAUAGGACCCCAGGCUGGCCAGUGUGGCGGUGCCUGGCGCCAGGCAGGAGCGGGUCCCCGAGUGUGCGUGUUGAGGUCAGCUGUCCCGAAGGGCUGCAGGGGCCGGCGGCAUCCAGGCUGCCGUGUGUGUGCGUGGAAGGGUGUGGCUGGGCCUGUUCAGGAUGCUGUUGGGCACCCAGGGUUUGGAUCCAGAAAGCCCCGUAACGCUCUGCACGUCCUAGGAGCUCCUGAAACGUGGUUCUAGGAGUUCUGUUGAUAUAAACUUUUAGCGGCAGACAGUGCUGGUCAUGGUGUUGAUUAAACAUCAGUGAGUGGGGACUUUGUGACCGGCGGGCGGCACACAUGUGGGUGAUGGCAGAGCCAGGUGUGUGCAGUCCAGAUAGGCUGGGCUGCUGUGGUCAGGGGGUCUGGGCAGGUGCUGACCAGAGCUCCGGGGGGUUUGCUUUGCCCCAGGAGUGGUCUCGAGAGUCGGGGCUCAGGGCUGCUUCACUCAGGCGGAUCCUGGUGGGAGAGGCCCGGCUCCGCUUGCCCUCAUGCUCGCUGCAGUGGGUUGCUUGUGAGACUGUUGCACUGGGCUCUGUCCUGCUAGUGCGAAGUUCAGGGGUGUCUGGAGAGUUCAGCCAGGAGGUGAGAUUGGGGUUGAGGGCUGCAGACCUUGGGGGGUCCCUGGCUUCCUGUGUGUGACUCCAUAGGAAAGUGGCCCAGGGAAGACCUGUGUCAGGCAGGGCGUUCCGAGGUGGCCAGCCUGGCCCCUGCCUGGCCGCUCUGCUGAGGCCCUGGAGGCCGCCAUGCUGAGUGGGACUCAACUCAGACAUCAGCUUCCACCCAGCUGCACCUCUGGUUGACUUAGUCUGGGUCCUGGACAGGUGCCCGUGUUGUGUAGCACAGCUCUGUUACCAGGGGUGGUUGUUUCCUUCCUUUCUUCCCUGGCACUGGGGAUUAAAUGUGGCCUUUGCACUCAGCACAUCUCCAGGGCCCCCUCCCUGUUUGUUUUGAGACAUGGUCAAAAGACAUAGGCUUAAACUUGGUGACCCUCCUGCCUCAGCCUCCCUGAGCACCGGGUGACAGGAGUUUGCCACCGUGCCGGCCCUUUCCUGCAAUCUUUGAUGCAGUCAACAGCAGUUGAUGGGAACAGUACACGCUAGAGAUCCUGAGUGAAAAAUCAAGCUUAGACCCUACACUUUGAGCUCAGCAGCCAGGUGCCUAGGGUGCUUGAGCAGUGAUCAGUUGUGCACCCCGGCGUGUGGGGGGUAGGACCCUCGAGCACCCAUAUGGCCUCGGUGGCCCCAGGCCAUAGCACAUCUGUAAGCUUGCAAUUCAUGAGAAAAUUAAAAAAACACUCUGAGCUGGGGGAGCUGGGCCUGGGGUUGGUGUCCCCGGUGGGAGGCCAGGGCUGCCCUGGAGUCUGUACCCAUCUGCAUCUGCAGGAAGGAGCCUCAGGCAGGCCCUAAGGCAAGGCCCUGGAGUGGUGGCGAGGGUAGACUUGGCUUUGUUGGGCCAUUGAUCCCAGGUUGGAAAGGAGGAUGCUGGGCCCCUGUGGGUGUGGGGUGGAAGCCCCAGUGGAGGGGGAGAGAAGGGCCACUGGGAUUGAGGGUAGGUGGGGGAAGGCAGCUGUGUUUUGUUUCUUGGUUGUUCUAGGUUUUUUUUGGUCUGUUUUUUCUUUUUUAUCGGUACCAGGGAUCGAACUCACAACUGCCUGCUUGCAAGGCAGGUGCUUAUGCCACUGAGCUAAAUCCCCAGCCCCUGUGUUUUGUUUCUUGUGCUGGCACUGAAGCCAGGACUUGCAUGCUGGGCUACAAUCCUCUGCCAUAUCCCCCCUCUUUUUCUUUUGUACUUUUAAUUUUCUGAGGGGUUUUGCUUAAGUUGCCAGGUUGCUCAGGUGGGGCUAGAACUUGGGAUCCUUCUGCCUCAGCCUCCCACAGCAUCAAGUUUAGGGGUGAGCGAGGCCAAGCCCGGCAGAGGCAGUUUUUCCGUGGCCUCUUAAGGUGGCAGUAUGAGGAAGGGGGGACACAGUGAGUGGACUCAGCCCCGUGUCACGUGGACCUGUUUCCCCCCUGAGCAGGGCGUGGGUGCACGUGGCCAGCGGUCUCUGCGCCCCCUGCCGCUGGGACGCGGUGCUGCCGGCUGCCUGUGCUAUUCCGUGUUUGGUGUUGGUAGCUUUCCAGAAAGCAUCAGGGUGGAGUUGAGGAGAGCCGCAGCUCGGGCAAGUUCCUUCGUGCACCCGUGGGGACGACAGCCGUGAAAACUGACAGGAAACACCCAAUGUGGAGUAAACAGCCCUGACGUUUCGCAGUGUUUGCCUUAUUAAUCUCUUCCUGUCUUACACAACCAUUUAUGUUUUUUGUGUACUGAAUUAUUAAGUUUUUUAUUUUUGAGACAGGGCUGCCAUAAUGCAGUCCAUGCUGGCCUUGAACUCACUGUGUAGCCCAUGCUGGCCUCGAACUCCCACUGCUCCUCCUGCGUCAGCCUCGCUCUAGUGCUGGCAUUAUAGGCAUCUUUUUUUUCAGGGCUGCGCCACACCCCCUGCCCUGUCUGACACUUUUUGUUUUCUGAACCUUUGGAGAGCAAGUUCCAGACAUUGUAAUCGUGCCUCCCUACACAGUUCAUGAGACCUCCUCCAUCACCACAGUCAGCCCACCUGAGUCCCUGAAAUGUUCCCAACUUCACUGCCGUUUAUAGCAUUAUUAUUUAUUUUCUCCAGUUUUAUUAAAUUUUUAACUUCUUGUAUUUACUGAUAUACUCGGCAAAUUACAUAUUUACAAUGCACAAUGUGUUUUCGGAUAUAAAUAACACUUAAAAGCCGGUUCCAGUAAAAUGUUGCACGCUGCACUUAAAACAAACGUCCCCUCCUGUUUUCCUUUCCCCCCGCUUUUUUUCCCUUCCCUUCCCGUCCUUCCCUCCUUCUCCUUUUCUCCUUCUUUCAGGCCAGGGUUUGAGUCUGGUACCUGGGCCUGGGCUAUACCCUUAGCACUUUUGAGAGGAUCUGACUAGACUGCCCAGGUGGCCAAGAACUCAUAUCCUCCUGCCUCAGCCUCCCAGGUAGCUGGGAUUACAGGUGUGCCCAUGGCUGUCGGUUCUGCAUCUCUUCAGUCUGGAGCAAGCCAGUCUUCGCCCUGGGAGCUGACUUCGGAGAGGUGAGGCAAGCUGUUAGAGGGUGCUGUAAUGUUCCAACAUCAAAUACAUUUUUAUCUUGUUUCUCUGA
This is a messenger RNA of Cavia porcellus (domestic guinea pig), 5283 nucleotides long. RefSeq names its product G protein nucleolar 1 (putative) (gene Gnl1). Gene Ontology annotation, molecular function: GTPase activity; GTP binding. The transcript has 12 exons. The record is from RefSeq and is a predicted model, not a curated record. The coding region runs from base 81 to 1907 and encodes 608 amino acids. Lineage: Eukaryota; Metazoa; Chordata; Mammalia; Rodentia; Caviidae.